Molecule: messenger RNA, 3219 nt
Organism: Corticium candelabrum
Lineage: Eukaryota; Metazoa; Porifera; Homoscleromorpha; Homosclerophorida; Plakinidae
Product: transportin-3-like
Exons: 1
Coding region: 11-2797 (928 amino acids)
Biological process (GO): protein import into nucleus
Cellular component (GO): cytoplasm
Molecular function (GO): small GTPase binding
Source: RefSeq, a predicted model, not a curated record
CGCGGAAACGAUGGAGAAACCGUCUUUGGAGCUUGUCGCCCAGGCAUUGGGAGCUCUAUACCACGACCCAGACGCCAAGUCCAAAGAGCAGGCGUCGACCUUUCUCAAUCAGUUGCAGAAAUCUCCAUUUGCCUGGGAGGUUGCUGACCAGUUGCUACACCAACUCAGCGCCGACACAAACGUCAGCUACUUUGCUGCUCACACGAUGAGAACGAAAGUCUACUACAACUACAAGGAGCUGCCGGCAGAUUCGAGAGUGUCGUUGAGAGAUUCCCUUCUCGGUCACCUGACACGCUUUGGGUCUGCAAGUCAACCGGUUGUUACUCAACUAGCUCUUGCUGUUGCUGAUCUAGCAGUGCAGAUGGUCGAGUGGAAGGAUGCUGUUGAGAAUUUGAUAUCUCAGUUGGCUCAGGAUAGAAGCAAUAUGCCAAUGUUACUUGAGACUCUGACGUUGUUCCCUGAAGAGGUGGAGAGUCCACAGUUCAAACUGGGAAGCAAUAGACGUCGAGAGGUUGCAGAAGAGAUGAGGAAAUCUGGUUCCACUGUGUUGUCGUUGUUGUCAACUUGUUACGAGACGUUUCAUGCAGACUUGAAUGUUACUGUCAAGAUAUUUCGUUGUUUAGCAAGCUGGAUGUGUCUUGAAGCUUUUCCAAUGCAAUCUCUCGUAAAUUCUCAUCUCAUGCUGAUGCCAUUUCAACACCUUACUGUUUCUGAUGUUGACUGCCAACUUCAGGAGGCGGCUGCUGAUAGUAUUUGUUCAUCUCUUUACAUUUGCGAGAACUCACCUAACAAUGUUGCUUUAGCUCAAUUCCUACAACCUCAUGUUUACUCUUUGUUUCCAUCCUAUCAGCAAGCAGUGGCAGAUGAAGACACAGACAGGGCGAUCAAUUUCUGUCGUAUCUUUACUGAAAUGGCCGAAUCGUUCAUCGACUAUUUGAUUUAUAGUCCAAAUGAAAGUUUGGGCAGUUUUAAUACUCUCACGUUGGUCUUAGAGUGUGUAAAGCAUACCGACUAUGAAGUUGCAGAGAAGACGUAUAACUUCUGGUACAGACUGUCUGAACGUUUAUAUCAACGAGAUGAUAUGAAGUUCUGGGAUCUCUUUAAGCCUCAUGUUGAGGCAUUGAUUGAAGCACUUCGUGGCCAGUGUAGAUUUGAUGAUGACCGUCAGGAUAUUCCAGACUCUCAAGAUGAUUUUAUUGAAUUUCGUCACCACACCAUCGAGCUGGUAUAUGACAUUGUGUUUGCCGUUGGAUCUCUUACCUGCUUCAAAAAGCUCUUCAGCUUGAUUUCUGGCUCACAGGUUGCAUGGCCUGAUGUUGAAGCAACUCUUUACGUGAUGCAAGCCAUAGCAAAACGAAUCAACACUGCCUGUGAUGAUGAUAUUAUAAAUCAAGUCAUGCAAGCAAUAGUUGUUUUACCAGUUGAAAGUCACGUGUUACUUCAUCAUUCAGCACUGAAAUUAGUAGGACAGUUAUCCGACUGGCUCAACACUCACAGUGACUUACUAGAGGCUGUAUUAGGAUAUCUUGUUCGUGCAUUGAAAAUGCCGCAAUUGGCUUCAGAGGCUGCAUUUGCUCUUGAUCAUCUUUGUCAAGGAUGUAAACAGAAGUUAGGACAACACUUUGAUGGAUUGCUACAGAUAGUUGCAGCAGCCGAUUCUCUAAAAAUGACCAAGUCGGCGAUUGUUGGUCUUCUACGUGGAGCAUGCGAGGUAUUGUCUCUUUUACCUGCUGAGAAAGUCACAGUGCACAUGCAGCAAUUAUGUAGUCUUGCUUCCAUUCCUCUUCAAGAGCUUGUCUCAUUGAGAAAGAAGAAGCAAGAGGGUGGUGUCAGCAUUAUUGAUUGCCUUGAUCGUCUGGCUGCUAUAUUUCGCCACACAACACCCGUAGUUGAAGAUGGAGCUACCAGCCACCCUUGCCAAUCAGUUAUUGAGCAAUUGUGGCCGAUGCUGUCGUCUUGUUGUGGUUGUUUUACCGACGAUGCAAAGAUUAUGGAGCGGUGGUGUCGCACUGUCAAGUAUGGUCUACGUUGUCUCCAUUCUCAUUCGUCUGGCUUGAUUGGAUCUCUAGCGAAUCAAAUGGUUACUGUAUAUGCAAUGCAACCUCACUCGAGUCUUCUGUAUCUCGCUAGCAUUUUAGUAGACGAAUACGGGAAAGAUCCAGCGUGUAUUCAAGGAUUAAUUGAUAUGCUGCAAGCUUUCUGUCCGAUUGCCUUCAAAUUACUUGCUGAAGACGAUGGACUAGUUCACAACCCUGACACCGUAGAUGAUCUAUUUCGGCUCUGUUCAAGAUUUCUUCAACAUGCAGCCUUACCGUUUCUUCAAUCUUCUGUCAUUUUGAACAUCAUGGAAUGCGCCCUUGCAUCACUGACGUUGCAUCAUCGUGAGGCUCACGCUUCGGUCUGCAAAUUUAUCUAUGAGCUUCUCAGAAGUCGAAACAACAAAUUUAAGUCUAGUGAUGAACAAGACACUUUACUGACUCAGAUACAGAAAACGUUGGGAGAAUUUGGUUCAACCAUUGUAUGCCAAGUUAUCACUGGUUGUGCCAGUCUACUACCAUCGUAUACAUUUGUCGACUUAGGUGACAUUUUGUGGGAGAUGCGGUGCUACUCACCUCAUGUAUUAUCAGACUGGGUAAAGAGUGCUUUAGUGCAACUUUUAGCUGAUGACUCUAAACCUGGUGCCAUCAUUAGAGCAACGGAAGGGCAACUGCUUGAGUUUCAUGGCAUGGUCAUCAAUGCAAAAGAACAGCAGGACGUUUGGGACGCUAUGAGAUAUCUCGCAUCAUUGUAUAACUAGCUGUCAUGUGAAUGUACAGUAACUCUAAUGGAGUGGUAGUUUGAGUGAACGGGCAUUUGGGUAUGCCACGUGAUGAACAGGGUUGUUUUAUGAAAUACUGACUUGGUUACUGAAUGUUAGUUGCAACAGUCAGAUAACUGCUUUUGGUAUUGGUGUGGUAUGUCUUCUAUUGCUGUCAGACAAUAUAUAUUUUAUGAAAAUGGUACCUAACUAUUACAUUCGUGAGUUACUGAAUAUGCCUUGCAUUGUAUGCUUUAUCGAUGGCAUAAUUCCUGUAACUCAGACUUUUCAAAUUACAGGGGGAGAUAGAUAAGCACUGACUUGCACUGUUACUAAAUAUUAGUUUGUGCCUAUUUUUCGCAGGAAAGGUUAUUUCAUCUGGUCAAUUUGUAAUUAGCUAUAUCCGUGUUAUUGCAAAUAUU